This is a messenger RNA of Salvia splendens (bonfire salvia), 983 nucleotides long. RefSeq names its product protein SRC2. Lineage: Eukaryota; Viridiplantae; Streptophyta; Magnoliopsida; Lamiales; Lamiaceae. The record is from RefSeq and is a predicted model, not a curated record. Bases 117 to 587 code for a protein of 156 amino acids. Gene Ontology annotation, biological process: defense response. The transcript has a single exon.
CCCUCGGCGUGCUUUCCUCUUUGAUCAUCACAUGCAACUAGCCACUUUUAAUUUACUUCCCCUCCUCCUAUAUAUAAACUGAGAAACCCUCAUUUUUUUUCCAAAUAAAAUCGAAAAUGGAAUGCCGGACAUUCGAGAUAACCCUAAUCUCCGCCAACAACCUCGAGAGGCUGACGCGGCUGCUUCGGAUGAAGGUCUACGCCACGGUCUCCAUCUGCGGCACCACGGAGGUCCAGAGGCGGACGCCGACGGACUGGCACGGCGGCUCCAAUCCGGCGUGGAACUUCACGGCGAGGUACAACCUGAACGAGCAGAAGGUACAGCACUUCGGCACAAUGCUUGUGGUGAAGCUCUUCAGCUGGAGGCGCCUCGCCUGCGACCGCUACAUCGGAGAGGUCCACACCUCGCUCAAGGAGCUCUUCGACAUCGCUGCGGCCAGCGGUGGGAUCGCGGUUCUGACCUUGCCGGUGCAGAUCGGGAGCGCUAAUUCGCAGGGGGCGGUUAGGUUUUCGUAUCGAUUUGGGGAGAGAGUUUCCAUUGAUAAGAUGCUGUUGGCUGAGAGCCUUGCUGGCUGGUCGCAGUGCUAAUAUUUUCUUCCCUUUUUUUCACUUUGAUUUAUAUAUAUAUAUAUGUGUGUGUGUGUGUGUUGCACUUUUUGUGUUGGUCGGAAUUCGGCUACCUUAGGACCAUUAUAGUUAUGACUCCUUUUUAAAUUUUUAAUGGUGGUGUUUGAAUCUUAAAUUUCUCUGUUACAUACUGAAGUCACAAUAUUCGACAAUUAAUGUUGUGAAAUUGGAGGUGUUUCUCAUGUUGCAAUUUCUUGUGUUAAAUUAAAAUUCUGGGUAAUAUCAUUGGGUUGACCAAAGAUGGAUGACCGGCAAAUAGAUUGACAAGAAUAUGGAUCGCAUACGUCUUUGCUAACAAUUGAUCAUAGAGUAUUGUUUUCUUCUCGUUGUUUUUGUCAAAUAUACCAAAUCAAGGAA